AUGUCAGUUCCAGCUGAUGAAACUGUAGGGGACCUGCCUGUGAGAGAUGUAGGUCUAACUCCAGCUGGAAUUGAAGGAUUACAAGAAUCAACUGCAAGGAAUGUAAAAGCUCGACAAGCUGUAUCACGAAUCAGUCGAAAGGAACUGGAAGACAGGUUUCUUCGUAUACGUGAUGAGAACAUCGUACUCAAACAGCAUGCAAAUAAGCAAGAGGACAAGAUUAAAAGAAUGGCCACCAAGUUAAUACGGCUUGUUAAUGAUAAAAAAAGGUCUGAACAGGUUGGUGGCGGCCCCAAGCGGCUGGGCCAGGCAGUGGAGCUGGAAGAAAUGAUUGAGGAUUUGCAAGAGAGAGUUCGUGAGCUGGAAAAACAAAACGAGAGCCUCCGCAGCAAACUCAUUUCAACUAAACAGCAACUCCAGAUUCAAGGCCAUAGACCUUAUCCAUACAGCUAUGUUCAAUCUCGUGUUAACACUGGGCUCAAAAAAGUGAGUGAGGCUGCGGGCAUGCCUGAGCACACAAAGAAAGGAAUGAGAUUUCAGGAUUUAGAAGUGAGAUCACCUAACCUUGGGCUCCCGGAAUAUGGACCGAGUCAGCUUGAGUCUUCAAGGGCUGAAAUAAGAGAUUUGGAGACUGUGAUUGAGUCCCAAAAGGAACGCAUUGAGGGACUAGAGCGUGGCAGAGAGAUACUUGUGAGUGAGCUAAAAAGGAAAGAAAAGGAAAUUGAAGAAUCCAUCCUACGGCUGAAAGAGCAAGAAACAGCAAGCCAAAGGCUAAACAUUCGGGACAAUGUGGAAAUGAUCAAGAUCCGUAAACAGCUGGUUGAGAAAAGCAAUGCUCUUUCAGCAGCAGAAGGAAAAUUUCUCCAGCUUCAAGAGAACGAGAAGAACUUGAAGGCCAGCUAUGAUGCCUUAAUAGCAAAAGGUGAUGAACUGAAUCUACAGCUUAAAGAGGAGCAGUUAAAGUGCCUUCAUCUUGAAAAAGAACUGCAAUCAGUAACCAUUUCAAACCAAAGGACAGAAGAGUUACACGAAAGAAUAAAUGAUCUAGAAAAAGAGAAGGAACUCUUGAGGGAAGACUAUGAUAAACUGUAUAACACUGUCUUCAGUAUGACCCAUGAACAGCAAUGGAAAUUAAAGGAACAGCAACUGAAACUGCAAAUUGCUAAACUAGAGACUGAUUUAGCAGACAAAAAUGAAAUCCUUGACAAGAUCAAAGUAGAAAGAGACCAAAAGGAAAAGCUGAUGCAAGAGAACAAAGACCUGCAGUUACGCUGCCUGGAACAUAAGCAACAGCUAGAUGAACUGAAAAAUCGCAUGAACUUUUUGACCAAGGAAGGUGAUAUCGAUGUGACAGAACUCGGUGAAGCCCUCUUGCAUAUAAAGGUUCAAAAGCAGCAGCAAAAUGGGGAUCUUGUGUUUUUGGAAAAAGUGGAAGAUGAUAACCAUAAAGAUUUAGAGCAUUCCAUGCGGGAGCUGCAGUUAACACAUGCGGAAACAGUGCAAGAACUGGAAAAGACAAGAAAUAUGUUAAUUCUGCAGCACAAAAUUAACAAAGAUUACCAGAAUGAAGUAGAAGCAGUGACACAAAAGAUGGAAAGUCUACAAAAAGACUAUGAGGUAAAACUGGAACAGUAUGUCCAUCUUCUUGAUAUUAGAGCUGCACGCAUCAGAAAACUAGAAGCCCAACUAGGAGAUAUCGUCUAUGGUACAAAGCCAUAUAAAUCUAAACCGGAAAUAUUGCCGGGUGAUCCAGUCAAUGAAUUUGAUGAAACUUUAUAUUUGCAAAGAGGAGAGAACCUUUUUGAAAUUCAUAUCAGCAAAGUGAUCUUCUCUUCUGCAGUCAUGCAGGCUUUUGGUGUCUGUGAACCUGCAACUUUUUGUACUUACGCGUUCUAUGACUUUGAACUUCAGGCAACCCCAAUAGUUUAUGGGCAUACCCCAUCAUAUGACUUCACUUCUCAGUACCUCGUGCAGGCUGAUGACUGCUUUUUGCACUAUAUACAGCAAAACAGCAUCACAUUCGAGGUUCAUCAUGCGUAUGGCACAGAUUAUGAAACAGUUGCUGCAUGUCAACUAAAGCUCCAUGAAGUCUUGGAAAACAAUGGGAAGAUCUACAGCACAACGAAUUUAGUUGGAGUCAAAGGAAACAUUCAAAAUUACGGUACCGUAGAAUACUGGGUUAGGUUACGAAUUCCUAUGGAUCAAGCUAUUAGUCUCUACAAAGAGAGAUCAAAGGCUCUGGGGUAUUUAACCACCAAUUUUACGGAACGUGAGCAACCAUCCCAACAGCAGAUACUCAGAACUGCCCAAGUCAGCACUUCAACAGAUGGCAAUUUAAAUGAACUCCACAUUACAAUAAAAUGUUGUAACAAUCUACAAUCCCGAAAAAAACAUCUUCAGCCAAAUCCUUAUGUUGUCUACAAGUUCUUUGGUUUUGCAGACCACGAUACUCCCAUCAUUGCUAGCAACAACAACCCACAAAUAGAUGACCAUAUGUGUUUCCAAGUGCCAAUGAAUGCAGAUUUAGACCGAUACCUAAAAUCAGAAUCUAUAACCUUUUAUGUAUUUGAUGAUGGUGAAACGGAAGAAGGUGCUUAUGUAGGGAAGGCCAAUGUGCCUCUUAUUUCUUUAGCACAUGACAGAUCUAUCUCAGGUAUUUUUGAACUAACAGAUUCUGAAAGACAUUCUGCUGGUACCAUCACAGUCGAAUUAAAAUGGAAACAUGUCUACCUACCACCAAGUGGAUUAACAAUGGCUGCAGAUUUAGGAAAUUACAUUCAAAAUGAGAAAUCAAUGGCAACUAAAUUACUACCUGAGGAAAAAACUCAGACUCCAGUCCCAUCUCCUUCUGUUACUUCACUGAUCACGAAACCAACACCCAAACGAAGGCAGCGUGCAGCUCAAGCAGAGAAGAAAGUAUCUUUUCUGGAUCUUAGUACAAAACAGGUGAUAGGCUGUCUUGAAAAUAAUGCGGAACCUGCACAGAAGAUGGAGGCUUCGAGAGUUCCAAGUGUUUCAGAGGUUAAACAAAAAAGGCCAGCGGAUGAUACGGUGAAGGAGAUAGCUGAAGAAAUUCAACAGGAAAAAGACGACCUCUCACAUCUGUCAGAGGGGCAGUUGGCCAGCCAAAGCUCAGUUACCUCUGGAGAUGAGACAGAAAUAACUGAAGAAUUGGAACCAGAAGAUCAAGAUGAUAGACAAGAAAAUGAUGCCAUUGAAUCAAUAAUAACUGACAGCGAUGACUGUAUUGUUUCAUGUCCACUAUCCAAGAAUAUUAAACAGGUGAGUCAGAGAAUUUAUG
Messenger RNA from Nestor notabilis (Kea), 3301 nucleotides. It is a transcript of the gene RPGRIP1L, whose product is annotated as RPGRIP1-like. Gene Ontology annotation, molecular function: thromboxane A2 receptor binding. The record is from RefSeq and is a predicted model, not a curated record. Gene Ontology annotation, biological process: non-motile cilium assembly; retinal rod cell development. The annotation marks the transcript as partial. Lineage: Eukaryota; Metazoa; Chordata; Aves; Psittaciformes; Psittacidae. Gene Ontology annotation, cellular component: photoreceptor connecting cilium. The transcript is spliced from 21 exons.